AGCCAAGCAGCUACGAUGUACACGGAAGUAUUUGAUUUAUGUUAAAUGUCGGCCAGUGAACGAUCCAAGUGUUUCAUUAAGAUAAUGUGAUUCUGUAAAAUGCUUCUAAAAGAUGGCGGCAUAUAGGACAUUCGCCAGCCCAGAGUCCCAAAACUGGCUAAAACAGUGGAGGGCCGUCUUCAUUACGAGGAAAGCCAUCCUGCCUUCUGUCACGUCAAAGUCUAGCAAUCUGCAUUAUGAUAUUCUCCAGACGGCAUCGAAUGAGCAGACUUGUUCAUCAGACCAUGGUCAUAUAUCUGACCGGAAACAAAUACCUUGUCGAUUUCAUGAAAAACUUCGAAAUGAAAUCAUAGCCAUACACACAAGAAAGAAACCUUCAUGGGGAAACGCUUCGACUGACACAUGGCGAGACUCUCCGUUUGCUGUCGCCAAGUUAUUCAUGCAGUCAGCUGGAUAUGAUGAUAAAUCUUCAUUUGAUGAAAUUGACUUCAACGGACUGGCAGCCUUUAUGUAUAACUGCGGGAAAUACACACCCACUGUGAAAACACUAUCUGACGAGACUCGGAAGUACGUGAACAAGAUCCGGCAUAUGCCAGACUUAUGCGCAAGUGCUCUGACAGACCAGGCCACCACUGAGUGUAUAGACAGCAUGCUUGCGUUGCUUAACGACCCAGAUUUUCAGGGAGAUCCAGAAAUACUGGAAGCGAGCAAACAGCUAGAUGAGUUAAAGACCCUUACUAUAGAUCCGAACUCGGACUUGUUGAAAUAUAUUAUCGAAGAUACUACUAUCAGAGGCGUCCAAAAAAUCACGGAACUUGCUUGUGCUAAAGAAGGCAAAUGGAGCGAACAUGCAAGUGAGAUAAAGGGUGACAUUAAGAAACUCAGCGAUAUGUUAAUGUCCUCUUUAGAGAAACAAUGUGAGAGUGUCAUUUACGAUAUAAAGAAAACUUCUGAAAAUUCUCUUGCACAGCUGGAUUCGUGUGUAAACAAUGCUAAGAACAUUCUGAAUGAGACAAUCGAACAAGGCAUAUUUAGAGUGAAAGACACUGCUGAAAAGGCAAUUAAGAUGGGGAAAAACGAACUAAACGAAAUUAUUGGAAGUACAAAACAGAAGAAAGAGCGUGAUGAACAAAGGGAGUCCAAAUUAACAAAAGCAAAGUCAGAUUUACACCAACAAUUGCUCAGUCAUUACCAGACAACGUCUCUCCGAAUGAACAUCCGAUUGGACAUCGAUGCAGCCGUAGAAGACAUUUAUGAAAAGCCCAAACUUGUACUGAAGAACAAGAAAGACAAAGAUGGUAAAAUAAAAGAUAAAAAAAUAUCAGAAAUAAAUGAUAUGUUUCUGAGCGACAAUGGUAAGAUGGCUAAAACAAUAUUCGUGGUGGGCGAACCGGGCCAGGGCAAGUCCUCGCUCUGUAAAAAGAUCGUCCAUGGCUGGUGCGAACUGAAAAAGGACGGAAAUGAGAAGACAAAGAAAGACAACACGUUGAGCCGGUUCGGGUUCGUAUUCUACAUAAGGCUACGAGAGGCUGAUGAUCAAUGCAAAAUCAAAGAUAUGAUAAUACAGUGUUUGAUUGAACAGAUUCAUUCCGAUGAUAAAGAGUCAAAAGAGCUGUUAGCAGAUAUUUUGAAAUCAGAAUGUUGCCUUCUUCUACUUGAUGGCUUAGACGAGUGGACACAUUGUAUCAAAUGUAAGCGUGAUGAACGAAUUCCUCAUGUUGAAACAGGAUGGACGAACUGUACAACAUUGAUAACAACACGACCAUACAAACUAGCGGAGCUGAAAAUGAGCCGCUUACAACUCGGCAAUCAUGUGCUGCUGGAGGGCGUUCAGUCACCUAAGAAGCUUGUUCGGAGAAUACUUGAGGAGUUGGAUAAAGACCAAGAAAUUAAACGUACAAAUACCUGCGUUCAAGCCCUCAAAAUAAAAGGAUUAUGGCAUUUCAGCGGUGUUCCAAUCGUGCUUGUUCAAAUUGUUUGGCUGUGGUACAGAGACAUGCUACACGAAAACAUGUCUCUGCCUGAAGUUUACGAGAAAAUAAUAGAAGAAAGGUGGUGUGAAAUGAACGACAAGAAAAAGAUAAAAGACAACGAACUUCUAGAAGAAUUUCUUUAUUCUUUGGGCAAAUUAGCUUUCAAUAAACUGUUUUCAGCAAAUGAGGUUGAUUCAAUUGUUUUUGGCAUUGCAAAGGGUGAGUUAGAGAAAAAGUACCAACAAGAAUCUCUUGAAUCUGGCAUCAUGUCCUGUAGUAGUAAAAUAGGUGAAAGAUCGGCGUAUUAUCAGUUUUUGCACAAAUCGCUUCAAGAAUACUGUUCAGCACUGUAUUUGGCGAAAUGCAGCAGCUCAGAUUUGCUCCAAAAUUGUCAACACGUUCAGAAAGUGUACAGACAUAACAGGGUGGAAGGUGUCUUUAGCAUGCGUCAGAUGUUCCUGUUUCUAUGCGGCAUGAAUAUUACUGCUGCUGAAGUGUUUUCGAAGUCAUUAAAUGAACUUUUUACUGAAUACUCUGCAAGAGACGGAUAUUCACCCGAGAAAGCAAAAGUUUUCCAGGACAUGAUACUGCAAGGCUAUGAGGAGGCAGAGAGAAGCGGAGAAACCACAGCAGAGUUAUGUCUGCAGCAUGUCAUCCUCGACGAUACUGAUGAUGUGCUUGAUGAGUUGUAUGAUGAAUGUGCCAUAUGA
This is a messenger RNA of Mya arenaria, 2683 nucleotides long. RefSeq lists its product as uncharacterized. The transcript is spliced from 6 exons. Lineage: Eukaryota; Metazoa; Mollusca; Bivalvia; Myida; Myidae. The record is from RefSeq and is a predicted model, not a curated record. Bases 113 to 2683 code for a protein of 856 amino acids.